AAAGGACCCACCUCUGAUGGAGAAUGAUGAGUUUACUGGUGCCCACCUUGGCUGGACUCCUGUGUGGGCAGCACCAAGAUGUUAUGGUUGGAGUGGAUCAAAAAGACAGCAAUGUAGAGGCUGAAGCACCAAGUAAAAGAGGGAUCCUGAGGCUGAAAUACCCCAUUGAGCAUGGAGUUAUCAGUAACUGGAGUGACAUGGGAAAGGUUUUGACAUCAUUCUUCCUACAACAAACUCUGGUUUUGCUGGAGGAACAUCCCACCCUUUUGACUGAGACCCCCUUGAAUCUGAAGGCCAGCCAUGGAAAAAAUGACUCAGAUUCUGUUUAAAACAUUCAGUGUGCCAGCCAUGUGUGGAGCAAUUCAGGCAGUGCUGUCUCUGCC
This is a messenger RNA of Manacus vitellinus (golden-collared manakin), 383 nucleotides long. RefSeq names its product actin-like. NCBI's taxonomy places the organism in Eukaryota, Metazoa, Chordata, Aves, Passeriformes, Pipridae. The record is from RefSeq and is a predicted model, not a curated record. Gene Ontology annotation, cellular component: cytoplasm. Bases 24 to 329 code for a protein of 101 amino acids. Gene Ontology annotation, biological process: vascular associated smooth muscle contraction. The transcript is spliced from 4 exons.